Phyllostomus discolor (pale spear-nosed bat) is the source of this 1941-nucleotide messenger RNA. It is a transcript of the gene RPP14, whose product is annotated as ribonuclease P/MRP subunit p14. Lineage: Eukaryota; Metazoa; Chordata; Mammalia; Chiroptera; Phyllostomidae. Gene Ontology annotation, cellular component: ribonuclease P complex. Gene Ontology annotation, biological process: tRNA 5'-leader removal. The record is from RefSeq and is a predicted model, not a curated record. Bases 500 to 874 code for a protein of 124 amino acids. The transcript is spliced from 6 exons.
CCUGCGACGCGGCGCGUGACGUCAUAUCCGCGACUAACUGUCGCUCAUCCGGGAGGCGGAGCAGGCGGAAGCCAAAAAUACACAUCCCCGGAGUUUCUAGGGCCGUGCUCAGGCCUCUAUAGGGGAAACUCCAGGCCUUGGCGGAUUCUUGCCGUGAACAGGAUUCAGGGAGGCGUCAGCAUAGUCCGGCGGAGAGCUGGUAGGCGGAAGACCACAGCGAAGCGACAGUUUUCCUUGUGCGGGCUCAAUCCAGGUCGCAAGCGCAAGGCGGGUGCUGCUUGCGGCGCCGAGUGAGCCGGAGUACCUCCCCGUCCCGGCCGAGGUCGAAGCAAGCGAAGGUUUGGCCCAGCCGCGAAGCUGCUUGGGCCUCUGUACGACGCGGUCGCGGAAGCGGAGGGUCGCGGUUGCGAGGGCUGAGUGGGGCCACGAGUGCAGAGCGCAUGCGUCAUGCGUCUAGCCCCCUUGACUCUUAAUGUAGGUGUAAUCAGCAUCAGAAAAGAUGCCAGCCCCAGCUGCCACAUACGAAAGAGUAGUUUACAAAAAUCCCUCUGAGCACCACUACAUGAAAGUCUGCCUAGAAUUUCAAGAUCAUGCAAUUGGAUUGAAUGCUGCACAGUUCAAGCAGCUCCUUCUUUCAGCCCUGAAGGACCUGUUUGGGGAGGUUGACGCUGCCUUACCCUUGGAUAUCAUAACUUACGAGGAGAAGACCUUGUCAGCCAUCCUGAGAAUAUGUAGCAGUGGUCUUGUCAAAUUGUGGAGCUCUUUGACCCUUUUAGGAUCCUAUAAAGGCAAGAAAUGUGCUUUCAAAGUGAUUCAGGUUUCUCCCUUUCUCCUUGCAUUAUCUGGUAAUAGUAGGGAACUAGUAUUGGAUUGAAUAGUUCUCAAUUUCAGAAACAUUCGUCUACUCUCAAAAGUACCUUUUGGUGCCAGUAUAAUGUUUGAACACUGAAGCAGGCCAAGAGCUCCUGUUGAUGGAAUUUUGAGGGUGCUGAAGAUGUUGCCAGUGAUCUCCAUCCAUCGUCUUUGUUGGGUUAGGCUUCAGAGAAGAAUCUGCCUGAACCAGCCAGUGGGAAGCAGGCAGCACUCUCAGCAUAUGCACAUCAGAGUUGGAGACCGGGCUGAACUCAGCAGGGCCUUCACACAGAGGGAUGUGGUUGCCUUCUCAGAAUUAACGGGGGAUGUCAAUCCUUUGCAUUUAAGUGAAGAUUUUGCAAAUGCACCAAGUUUGGAAAGACAAUUGUACAUGGAGUUUUGAUUAAUGGACUUAUCUCAGCUCUCCUGGGUACUAAAAUGCCAGGGCCAGGCUGUGUGUUUCUUUCCCAGGAAAUUAACUUUCCAGCCCCUUUAUACAUUGGAGAAGUUGUUUUAGCUUCAGCAGAAGUGAAAAGGCUGAAACAGUUCAUGGCUGUUAUUGCUGUGUCGUGUGUUGUAAAAGAAAGUGAAAAGACUGUUAUGGAAGGCUGGGUUAAAGUUAUGGUUCCAGAAGCUCCCAAAUCCUGAAAUAUGUGUUUAAAGAUGCAAGUUCAGGCAUCGAUGUUACUGUUUCUGAAGAGCCUCUGAGGAAGAUGGGUUGCUGUUCUUCGACAAGGAAUGGCCAGCAGAUCCAGCAUUGCAUAUAGGGGAGGGGAGCAGGCAGCAAGGUGUUCACAUGCCCACUUUGUAAUUUGGCCUUUUGAUUUCCACAAACUUAAGUGUAUUUAUCAUGUCUAGGUUAGUAAAAUUGAAAAAAUAUUGGGAAUGUUAUCAUUUAGCUAAAGGUUCUACUUUUAGGAUUUCAAAUCUACUUUUAGAUUUUCAUUUGGAUGACACAAACCUAAUAUAUCUCUAUAGAAUAAAUUUCUCACUGAAUUUAUAACUAGCUAGUAUUUUUAUUGAAGGUAACAAUAGAUGUUGGGUCGUCUUUGAACACCUAUCUUUUACCAAUAAAUAUUCUUGAAUACU